Messenger RNA from Oryza brachyantha (malo sina), 2112 nucleotides. RefSeq names its product probable inactive serine/threonine-protein kinase bub1. The record is from RefSeq and is a predicted model, not a curated record. Gene Ontology annotation, biological process: meiotic sister chromatid cohesion, centromeric; mitotic spindle assembly checkpoint signaling. The coding region runs from base 2 to 1870 and encodes 622 amino acids. Lineage: Eukaryota; Viridiplantae; Streptophyta; Magnoliopsida; Poales; Poaceae. The transcript has 5 exons. Gene Ontology annotation, molecular function: protein kinase activity.
CAUGGCGGCGGCCGCCGAGCCGCGGUGCAGCCUCGGCGGCGGCGACAAGGAGAAGGACCUGCUGUCGGCGGUGGUGGCCGACAUCCGCUCCUUCUCCGGCUCCGACCCCCUCCGCCCAUGGCUCCGGGGUAUGCGGAAGAUGGAGGCGGCGCUGCCGCCGGGGACGCUGCGGGCGAAGCUGCCCAGGUUCCUGCAGAAGUGCGCCCAGGAGUUCCAGGACGACGCUCGGUACCGCGACGAUCCCCGCUACCUCCGGGUCUGGAUCCAGCUGAUGGACUAUGUGAAGGAUGCAAGGCCUUUACUUAAGAAGAUGGAAAAGAACAGAAUUGGCCUUAAGAGAGCCGCAUUUUAUAUGGCUUAUGCACUGUAUUAUGAGAAGCACAAGAGGUUUGAGGAUGCUGAGAAGAUGUACUGCUUGGGAACCCAGAACCUCGCAGAGCCUACUGGGGAGCUGCAGAAAGCACGUGAACAAUUUAUUCAGCGCAUGGAACUAUACAAGAAGAGGAAAUCUAGAGUGCGACAGGAACGAAUGCCUAACGAGGUUCGAUCAACUGCUACAACAACGAACAAAGUUGAAGGUCAAAGUGGAAGUUGUACAGAACCGAAGUCCAACCCAGUUCAAAGAUCAGGAAGUGGUUCUAAUCCUCAUUUAGGUUUGCAGCAUCCCUUAGGGCGUAAACUAUCUAGAGGCACUUCAGGAGAUACAAAGAGUUUGUCUCGAUAUAAUAGUGAUGAUACUGUAGUCGUAAGGUUUGUAGGUUCUGCAUUGGUUGGGAAGUCAGAAACUGAAGAUGCAUGCCAUCAUGGCCUUGUUGAACCCACUAUAAACACUAAAGAGGCAAUGGAUGCUAUUAGUAGCAUGUUUUUGGAGCCAUUGGAACCAGAGACGAAGCUCAAGAGGCGCUCAAAUCGUGAUCAACCAAGUUUUAAUCAGGAAACAAGUGCAUUUGAAAUCUUUGUCGAUGAAGAUGGACCUAACGGGACUGGGCCCAGCAUACUCCAUGACAAGGACAUGAAACAGGAAAAUCCAAAAUCAAGUCAGCGAGCAAGCACAUUUGAGAUCUUUGUCGAUGAGAAUGAUACUAACUGCAACAACCAAAAAAUGGCACAACACAGGAACUCUAAUAAGGAGAACACAAAGGUAAAUCAGAAGGCAAAUGAAUUUGAAAUCUUUAUUGAUGAAAAUGAACCUCAUGGCAACGGUUGUAACACCAUGUACCAUAAGAGCACUAAAUGUCCUCCAAAACCAUUGCAUGAUUCAAGGCAGCAAGCCAAUUUUGACUUCCAGAAACCAUUUGUGGGUGGGUUUGCAAUACUGCCUGAUGAUGAAGAUGAGCAGUUUGAGGAAAAUUAUAGUGGUGUUAAUAUAAAUUCUGGAACUGUGCAACUAAUUCGUGAUAAGGAUACUUCACUUUGUUCACGACAAACUGAUUCAAAAAUAAGAUGUGAUGACUUCUGCCCUGCAAUAUCUGGACUUCGAGAAGACACGGUCAUUCAUAGAUUUGUUGGAUCAGCUGUUGUUGGAGAGCCUAAAGUGGAAAAUGCUUGCCACCAUGGGCUGGUCGAACCUACCAUCAAUUUAAAGGAGGCUAUGGAUGAUAUAAACAACAUGUUUGGGAGGCCACUGAACUUCAAAGGUGAGAAACCAAAAACCAAGAAAACCACUGCAUUGUCAGAGAGAAAAACUGCUCCUCUUAGUGGUUUCUCCAUAUUAGCUGAUGAUGCUCCAGAAGAAAACCCUGUUGCCCAAGUUAAACCAAGUGAUCCUUGCAAAUUUGAAGGUCAGAGUGAUCUCUUUGAGCCCACUAUUACUACCCGUGAUGUGAUGGCAGAGAUCAAUGACAUGUUCGGAAUGCCACUGGACUUUUAAGACGCAUGCUUCAAAAACUCAGCAGAACAAUCUUCCUUUACCCUCUCACUCUUUCCUUGAGAGUCUGCGGACACGAAAAGAAGUAUGAAGUAUAUUAGUGCGUUCUUGCUGAUAAGAGCUUGAUCUUUCCCCUUUUUGUUGAAUCCUUCAGUUCGCAGCUGCUGUGUCUAGUGAAUAUUACUUAAGCUAUUGUUGAAAUUACACUUCUCACAUUGUUUAUUGAUUCAUAUUCCCUUGAUAAA